This is a messenger RNA of Styela clava, 4884 nucleotides long. Lineage: Eukaryota; Metazoa; Chordata; Ascidiacea; Stolidobranchia; Styelidae. The record is from RefSeq and is a predicted model, not a curated record.
GUUUCCGUUUGAGCCGCUUGCCCCGCGCCGCGCUUGUCGUCCUUUUUCCGCGGGUUGGAUCAGCUUUUUCAGCGAAGAGUGGAUUCGGCUCUUCGUUUCAUUGGGCUAUAUCAGUCGCCAUGUCGUACAAUUAUGCCGCUGCAUAUGGGACCUCCUAUGGUCAAUAUGCUGCUGCGCAACCAUCAUCUUACAGCACUCAAACGCCAGCAACAUCUGGAUAUGGACAUUAUGGUCAACAAGCUGCUUCAGGAUAUGGAACAUCAGGAUCCGCAACGACUGCUUCUACAACAGCUUCAAGUGUGAGCUCAUAUGCUGGAUAUGGCUCCACUGCUGCUGCUACUACAACGACAGCUCAAAGUACUUAUAACUUUGGGGGUUACGGUUACAAUUAUGGAACUGAUGCAACUUCUGGUUAUAGUGCUUCAACUGCCACUAAUGCAGCUUUGCAGGCUUUCCAGGUAACCAAGCAAUCUUGGUAUAGUAGUCCCAAUGCAUCAAGUGGUACGGCUGCAGCUCCUGCACAACAACAACAACAACAACAGCAGCAGCAAGCCGUAACAUCGUCACAAACAGCAAGUCAGCAACAAUAUGGACAGUACAUUCAACAAUACCAACAGCAAAUUUCAGCUUACCAGCAAUAUGUGGGAAAUACAGCAGGAUCAACUAAUCAACAACAACAACAGCAGCAACAACAAGGACUAUUCAAAACUCCCCAAGCUCUUGCCGCUAAACCUAAAACUGACACUCAGCAGCAGUCUACUGGUUGGGGGGCAUACAACCAACGUCAGUCUCCUUCAGCAAUUGCUACCAGGACUGACACUGCAAAAACAGGUUGGGGUGUUUAUCAACAACAACAACAGCAACAACAACAACCAGGCAUAGCAAGUCAACAAACAUCUUCUCUGACCAAUCAACAACAAAAACCAGCUGGACUAGUUUACAGAAGUCCAAUGAAAUAUUCGACUGACACACAGUAUGGAUCGACUCAGGGCUACACUGCCAAUCAAGCUUAUAAAUCACCAGCCGGAAACACGACACAGGCUGGAUAUGGCACUAGUAGUCCCAGCCAAGGUUAUGGCAGUUCUACUCAACAACAAGGAUAUGGAACCCAGCAAUCCCAAGGUUACGGAAAUAAUCAGCAGUCAUCAUAUUCAAGUCCCAGUCAAGGAGGUUACAAUGCAAACCAAGGAUACAAAAGCCAAUCAACUGGUUACCAGACUGGUGGAAACCAAGGAAACCAACAAACAUACAGUGGUAAUUACAAUCAAGGCAACAAUCAAGGAAAUUAUAACAGAGGAUAUGGACAAAGCCCGAAUAAUGCAAAUGGUAAUGUUGGGAUGAAUAACAACAUGCAAGGUGGGCAGAGAGGGGGCCCAGUUAGACCCCUGUUGACCCAACGCAGCCCAAUGGGAGGAGGGGGUGGAAACCAAAGUUAUGGUGGUAACAACCAAGGUCCUCGAGAUGGACCAGAUAUUCCACCGUUUCCAAGAGCGUGGCAUUCUCAGGAUGGAUAUGAGGGUCCACCAAGGCAGGAUAACUGGCAACAGCAGCGAAACUUUGGCGAACAACGAGAACAGCGUUGGGGAAGAGGAGGGGGAAAUAUUGGCGGUGGGGGAGGAAGAUUUGGAAAUCAGCAACAACAACAACAAACACCGCAACCCAGAGGAAUUUAUAGUAAUAACUCGAGGAAUGCAAGAGGUUCCUCAGGAUCAAACAGAGAACUAUGGAGCCCAGCAAACAAGAAGAGUGGAACGUCAAUGAUUAAUAAAAUGGACAAAGAUGUGAAAGAAGUCAAGAAAGAGUUCGGAGAAGUAAUCGACAAGGAAAAGCAUUCAGAAAUCAAGACCUUCUUGUAUGCAUGGCUUGGUGCUCGGAAACUGAGGCCGACUUAUGACAUCAGACAGAUUGGUGAAAGACCAAAUAUCUCCUUCAGAUGUGAUCUUAGAGUUGAUAAGUACAAUUUUGUCGGUGUUGGAAAAGCAGCAAACAAAAAAGAAGCGCAGACGACAGCAGCCUGGAAAUUUGCAGACUAUCUUGUUAGAAUGGGAGAAAUCAACAAUUCUGAGCUUCCCAACAAAAAUAUAAAAGUACCUGAUGACAAGGAGGGAGAUAUAGGAGACGUAAAAGAAGAAGCCGUUGAUGAUAUUCCUGAUGAGGAAAUUUUCGUACCUAAGAAGGACAACAACAUGACUAAUAGAAAUAGAAAAGGCGGUCGUGACAGAGAUCGUAGAAAUAAGCGUGGAAACUGGGGACCGGCUCCAAGACCACUCUUAGGAGGGGGUGGCGGUGGUGGAGAAAUUCGUCCUCUCAUGGCAUUACCAGUAGGACCUUCGUGGGAUGGACCAAUGGGACCUCCUCCUCCACAUCUGAUGAGAAUGCCUCACCCAGGAAUGAUGGAUUUCAGGCCACCAAUGUGGGAUGGGCCACCCAUGAUGGGGCCACCACAUCACAUGGGACCACCACACAUGCAUAUGAGACCGGGCAUGCCUCCACCUUUCAUGAGAAACAGACAAAAUGAUUUCUGGCGUAGAAGAGAUAUCGAAGAAAGAAUGAUGGAUAUGAGCAGAGGAAAUGACUGGGCUCACCCAGAAGAUAUGUUCAUUAGUCAAAUGAUAAGAAACCAACAAGAAGCUGAAAGAAAACGAGGAGGUUCCGGAGUCCCUCGUCCCAUCAUGCAACCUAUGGAAGCUAUGCCUGGAGAAUGGGAGCGUGUUCAACAGACUCGUCCUGUUAUCACAUCGGACGAUCGUCACAUGAUGACGAAACAUGCAGAGAUUUAUCCACAAGAGGGAGAAUUGAAAAAUCUUCACAGAAUUGUCAACACUGUCGAACAAGCUCUCAAACUUUUGUCAGAUAAAUUCGUCAACGAAGAUCAUCCUAAGGAAGAACCUAAAAAAGAAGAACCAGAAAAAAUGGAAAAAGAUGAAACAAAGAAGGAGGGAGAGGAAGAAAAGAAAGAAUCUCAAGAAGCGAUCGAGGAAAAGAAAGAAACAGAGGGAGAAACUAGUGUGGAAAAUAAAGAAGAGAAAAAAGAUGAGAGCGAGAAGAAAGAUGAAGAGGAAAAGAAGGAAGGAGAAGAAAAGAAAGAAGAAAAAAGAGCAAAAAUUAAAAUACUCAAAAGACCAAAGAAGACGCCCAAGCAGGUUGACACUCGUCCGAGAGUUCUCUGUGGAGUCAACAGGAUUGGACCUUUGGCUAAAGGACUUCUCAUCACCAAAGAUGAUCACGUUGAACUAGCUCUUCUCUGCGGAGAAAUACCGACUAUUAAAUUGUUGGACAGGAUUAUGGAACACAUUGAUGAAAAAUUAUUCACUGUUGAUGAAGAUUUCAAAUUAAACGUUAUAAAAAUGGAGGAGGAAGCCGGAUUUUUAAUCAAGAGUGUGGAAGAUACACCUGUCGAGGUUAUGGUCACUCUCACUGCUAUGGCUCUUCGAAAACCUGCUAAAAAGGAAGCAGAAACGAAAAAAGAAAGCAAAAAAGAUGAUGAGGAAAAUGAUAAUAAAGAAGAAAAAGAAACCACGACUGCAGAAGAGCCAGAUCCUGAGGGAAUGCUGCCCAAGGCUAAAAUGUUGGAAGCCCUCGCCUGUCUUCGUCACACUCAGUGGUUUCAGGCAAAAGCUUGCUCCAUUCAGUCCUGCGUCAUCUUAACAAGAAUUCUGAGGGAUUUGCAAAGAAGAGAUGAAAUGUGGAGUCACAUCGCUGAAUGGCCAUUGGAGGUCCUGAUAUACAGUUGUCUCAGUAGUUCUGAAGAGCAAAUGAGUCCUGGUGAUGCUUGUAGGAGAUUUUUUGAAGUACUUGCUGGAGGUUUAUUGUUACCAGGUAUGCCAGGAGUAGCAGAUCCAUGUGAAAAAGCCUCUCUUCAGCGUGAUGUUCUCGAUUGUCUUACUGUGCAACACAGAGAAGAAAUUACGACUGUUUCUCAGAAAUAUUUGAGACAGAUUGCUUUCAGAGAGAUUCAUUUUAUUCUUGGAAUGGAAAAGCUCUCACCCUCAUUUAAAAUGGACAAUCAUUCUAAUCAUCAGAACAAGUAUGGCAACAAGAAUCAAUCAACAGAUGUUAAACAGGAUGCUGAAGUCGAAAAAGAACGACCGGCAGAUGCCAAUAAUGCAAGAAAACGUAGGUUUGAACAUAAUGGCAAUGAUAGUGUUGCAGAAAGUCCGAAACGUUCUUUGACAGAUGAAGAAGACACGGACACACAGCAGAACUUGGCCGAAUUGUCAAUUUCAGACGAAGCAUCUGAAAAUCGAACAAGCGGUGGCGAUCAAACAGAAACAGACAAAGACCAGACACCAGCGGAAGAAGACUCGAAACAACCGAGUAAAGAAGAAGAAGAGGAUGUUAUGGAAACUGCUGAAGAUUCUGGUGAAAGAGAGUUGACUAAAGAAGAGGAAGAUGCAUUGUUAGAAGAGGAGAACAUGGAUACAUAAUGUUAGAUGAUUCGCUGUAUAAAUGUAGUUUGUUGUGCUUUGUAUAAAUUUCUCUGAUUAAGACCGACAUAAAUUGUGUUCUUUGAGCACAAUUGAUAACUAUUCUUGCUCAGUUGGGCUUCGUCGAAUCAUUCAAGUUGAUUGUCUGUAAAUAGUUUUCAGACCUGUGUCCAAACCGUUUUGCUGCUUCAUGUCUGACUGUUUUUGGCUUCAUUGAAAUUUCUUUUUUCGGAGAGACAUUUGUUUUUGAAAAUUUGACGUCAUUCAUUAAGAGGGGGGGUUGGGGGGGGGGACAUUUUUAUUAAAACCUAUUAACUUGGUAAGAAUGUUCUUAAAUUGUAUCACACUUUGGUUUUUUGCUGUACUUCAAAGAAAUAAUUGGCGUAUUAUGUCGAGAUCAACCUGGAAUUUUGUAUAAAUUAGUUCCUGCAAUAAAAAACUUGCAGAAUUAAACAAA